Molecule: messenger RNA, 354 nt
Organism: Salvia hispanica
Lineage: Eukaryota; Viridiplantae; Streptophyta; Magnoliopsida; Lamiales; Lamiaceae
Source: RefSeq, a predicted model, not a curated record
UUGGUUGUGUAAUUUCAAAGUGAUCAAGAUGGAAAAGGUGAAGGAAGUUGUGGCACAGAGCCCCGUUGUAAUAUUCAGCAAGACCGGCUGCUGCAUGUCGCAUACGAUUAUGAUCCUGAUACGCGGGUUUGGGGCGAACCCUGCUGUGUACGAGCUUGAUCGUCUCCCGAAUGGAGGGGAGAUGGAGAAGGCAUUGAUUGGAUUGGGGUGUAACCCUAGCGUCCCGGCCGUGUUCGUUGGGAGGAAUUUUAUGGGUGGGUCCCAUGAGGUUAUGACCCUCAAUAUCCAAGGAAAGCUCAAGCCUUUGCUAAUCAAGGCCAAUGCUAUUUGGGUGUAAUUGUCUAACUACACAAA